GUUGGUCCAAUGUUAAAGAACUAUGUCAAUUCCAAAAAAAGAGUACCAGCGUUGUGCGGUGACAGCAUUUAUUUCUUGACGUGUUUCAUUUUCACUUUAGUUCCUCAAGUCCGAGUUAUUGAAAUAGCUUGGUCUCGUGAACAAGCCGCAUUUGCCUCACAAGGUAAUGAAAAGGAACGCGUAUGAUAUGUUUGAGUUCUAAGAUUUUUAGUAGCCGGUAAUUCAAGCUAGUAGCUAGCUGCUAAGUGUUAGCAUAAGGGUUUUCGCCGGUACAGGCGAGCCUCUUUGUCUGACAGGAGAAGGCGUGCUCUUUUGUUAGCUUUUCCCCCCUUUGUCCACUCAAAAAACAGCAUUUAUCGGGCUCUAGUUUCACUGAUAUCUGCUAUUCUGCGCGUAUUUGGAAAAUGCAGAUCGGGAAAAAAUACUUUACAGAAGGCCUAAUUCAGUUAACAAUCCUGCUUAGUUUUAUUGGAGUUCGAGUAGACGUCGACAGUUACCUAAGUGGCUACUAUCCGCCUCUGACAGAAAUCAACUUAGGACCUAGCUCAGCUUACACCCAAACACCCUUCCACAUUUUGAGAGACACCCACGACGGAUACGGCGUUCAUCCAAAAUGUCCCGAGCUGGACUAUUUCUUCGCCAGUCGGCGGCUUCUGGACGAGGUGAGGACUCUCGGGUCGCCGCGGUUUCACACGCAGCUGAACGCGUGGCUGGUGCACCAGGUGUCUGCCACUGACAAGGCUGAGCACGGGCCCUCCACUAGCAGCGGGACGGACACUGACGGGGUGCUGGAAAGCCCCGGAGACGAAGCCGGAGACUCCAACCUGUCCGAGAGUGGACAAGAAGUGCGAAGAAGGGCCAAUCUUGAACUGGGACAGGGGCCUUGUCACUCUGGAGCGAGUGUGACUCCACAAGAGGAAGAUGAAGCUAAAGUCAAAGAGGAGGAUCCCGUUUCCCUCACACAGCUUGCUCACAGUUCCUCUCUUGAACAGGAGAGUUUACUUGAAGGCAGCACUGCACUGUCCAAUCCGGGGCGUUGCCAUCCUCCUUAUCCCACUCCUGAUAUCGACUGGAGCAAUUUCCUCUCUCUUACAGACCUCGAUGACCUGGAUUCUCUUGUUUCUGGGCGUCUGCCAGACCUCAGCACUGACAUCACGGGCGCCAUCAGCCAGGAUGUCAGCUUGCAUGAUGCCAUGGUAACCAGUGCUGGAAUUUAUGGUGAGUCAUCAUCUGGAGGAACUGAGCCCAGGACCAGCGCUCAACAGCAAAGAACCCUGCUGAGGCUGGACUCCACGGGGUCUUCUGACACUUCUCCUGAGAUGGCUCUGGGCCUCGCCGCACUGCCUUUUGCCUCGGUGUGCAAUAUGACUGCUAGUGGCACAGCUCAAGGCACACUGGAUGACUGUCUGGAUGAAGCUGUGUUUGACCAGAUCAAUCAGCUCGGCUUGGAAGGCCUUGAAACGAUGAAUAGCCAGCUGCUGGGCAGUCUGGGGGGUAUAGAGCCACACGCCCUAGAAGACUUGGACUCAGAUUCUGGUCUUUCCUUGGAGAGCAGUUCUGGUGGUCCACUAUCACCAGGUUCAUCAGAGAUCUCAUCAUCUUCCAGCUCCUACUGUGAGGACGAGUGUGGCGCCACGGGCUACAGCAGUGAAGUAGAAUCGGUCCUCUCAAAAGGAAUACCUGACUACAGCACAACAUGGCCCCCUUCUCGCCCUAAUGAGAAUGUCUGGCAUGACCACAGCUACGCAUCCCCUGCUCUCUUCAACAAGGCAGCAAUAACGCUGCCCCAUAAAAUCGAGGAGCCUUUUAGCGACGAUGCUUGCUCAGAGCUGGAAGAACGGGAGCUGAGUCGUGAUGAGCUGCGAGCUCGCGCCAUGUGCAUUCCGUUUUCCGCCCUGCAAAUCGUCAAUAUGCCCGUGGAAGAGUUCAUGGAGGUCCUGGACGGCUACGGUUUCUCAUCGGACCAGGUCACCCUCCUGAGGGACAUCCGCAGACGCGGGAAGAACAAACUGGCAGCUCAGAAUUGCCGCAAGCGCAAACUGGACGCUAUCACGGGGCUGCAGGAGGAGGUGGAGAGGUUGCAAGCUCAGAGGGACAGGCUCCUGCGAGAUAAACAGCUUACAGCCAAGACAAUGGGUGCCGUGGGGCAUCAGAUAAGGCAGCUGACCAGAGACGUGUUGGCGCGGCUGAGGGAUCGUUCAGGACAGCCCUUGAACCCAGAGAGAUACACUCUGCAGUGCGGCGCUAAUGGGAGGGUUGUAGUCCAGCGUAUCAGACAACCUGCUGUCUCCACAUCAGCCGGCAGCAAGACAGACAAGAGGAAAAAGGACAAGAAGCAGUGAUGAUCGUUUACAAACCAAGACCUUUUCUGGGCAUAUUACUAUGCUGAACGGCUU
This is a messenger RNA of Oryzias melastigma (Indian medaka), 2396 nucleotides long. It is a transcript of the gene nfe2l3, whose product is annotated as nuclear factor, erythroid 2-like 3. Gene Ontology annotation, molecular function: RNA polymerase II cis-regulatory region sequence-specific DNA binding; DNA-binding transcription factor activity, RNA polymerase II-specific. Gene Ontology annotation, biological process: regulation of transcription by RNA polymerase II. Gene Ontology annotation, cellular component: nucleus. Lineage: Eukaryota; Metazoa; Chordata; Actinopteri; Beloniformes; Adrianichthyidae. The record is from RefSeq and is a predicted model, not a curated record.